Messenger RNA from Alternaria arborescens, 129 nucleotides. RefSeq lists its product as hypothetical. NCBI's taxonomy places the organism in Eukaryota, Fungi, Ascomycota, Dothideomycetes, Pleosporales, Pleosporaceae. The coding region runs from base 1 to 129 and encodes 42 amino acids. The record is from RefSeq and is a predicted model, not a curated record. The transcript is spliced from 3 exons.
AUGGUGGGCGCAGGACCGGGGUGGGCAACAGGCAGAGCCACACGCAGCGUAAGGCGGUUCGACUACAGAACCGCAGCCACGAACACUGCCGCUCAUAGCCGUAGCAGGUUCCAGACCGACAAACAAUAG